Molecule: messenger RNA, 1266 nt
Organism: Ostreococcus tauri
Lineage: Eukaryota; Viridiplantae; Chlorophyta; Mamiellophyceae; Mamiellales; Bathycoccaceae
Product: TMS membrane protein/tumour differentially expressed protein
Exons: 1
Coding region: 1-1266 (421 amino acids)
Cellular component (GO): membrane
Source: RefSeq, a predicted model, not a curated record
AUGUCGGCGUGCGUCGGCGCGUGUUGCGGACAGUGCGUCGCGUCGUCGCUCUGUUCGUGCCCGUGCUGGGGAGAGAAGAGACGGACGGCGAGGAAAGAUGGCGACGAGGACGUCGAGCGGGCGAGCGAGAGGCGUGAGCCGAUGACGCCUCGAGCGUGGCGCGGGGUCUACGCCUCGGCGUUCGUCGCGGCGGGCGUCGCGACGUGGAUUUUACGCGAUGCGGGUGGGGCGCGCGAGAUCGGAAAGGCGUUCGAUUGGAAGUGCGCUGACGCGGGUUUGACUCGGAGCUGCGCGCACGAGGCGGCGACGCGAACGAUGCUCGGGAGCUCGUUGUUCUUCGCGCUCAUGCUCGUACUCACGCUGGGGACGAGGGAGGUUGAGAUUGGUGAGAACGGUGGGAAGAGCGCGAGAGCGAGGUGGAACGAGUCGUAUUGGCUGGUGAAGGCGGUUUUGUGGGUGGGACUGACCGUCGCCGCCUUAGCAAUGCCCAUCGACGACUACGAGGGACUAGUGAAUGCCGAUAGAUUCUUCGCGGCGGUGUUUCUAUUGAUUCAGUUGAUAGUUUUGUUCGGAUGGGUGUACGACGUGAACGAGAAACUCAUGACCGGGAUGGAAGAGGGACGAUCCGGAUAUCUGGCGAUGUUGCUCUCGAGCUCGCUCGCGCUCUACGGCGCCGCGUUCACUUUGAUUGGAUUUUUGUACAAGUACUGGGCGCCGUCGAAGGAGUGUUCGCGAAAUAUCGCGAUGAUCACGUGUAUGUUGAUCCUUUGCGUGAUAUUUUCCGUGAUUUCUUUGAAUGGCAAGGUAAACGGCGGUUUGUUCACGAGCGGAGCGAUGACGUUUUACUGCGUCUACAUCCUCGCCUCGGCUCUCGCGUCCGAGCCGGCGAAUUACGAAUGCGCACCGACGACGAUGAACGACAGUUUGAGCUCGGCUUUAUCCAUCAUUGGUUUCGUCAUCGCCCUGUGCGCUCUCGGAUACACUGCGCACAACGCGUCGAAGACGAGCGCCCUGGCGGGAGAGCGCUCGGGUGUAGACGAGGACGACCCCACGUCUCGAUUCAACAUCACGUACUUCCACGCCGUCUUCUUCACCGCCAGCUCGUACUGUGCCAUGCUCUUCGUCGAUUGGAACGAUGGCUCGAACGCUAACGGCGCCGGUUGGGAAAGCGCCUGGGCCAAGGUGGCGUGCGCGUUCGUCUCCGCGGCGCUGUACACCUGGGCUCUCAUCGCUCCCAAGGUGCUCAAGAAUCGCGAGUUUAGGUAG